AUGCCUUGGUUGGCUACGCACCAACCAUGGAUCGACUGGCGUACACGCACAGUCGCUAACUCUACGCAAGACACCGGAAAGGAUGUGCUUUUGCGAGAGGCUAAUGUGACUGAUGCUGUGUCCAACACAGUCGAGGGUGCGCUGAAGGUAUGUCAGACGUCACCAAGUACUACCCAGCUCGUGGAGCCUGGAGUAGUGGAUGAGGCGAUGACAGGGAGUCAUGCGUCUAAGGGUCCUGCACAGAGCCGAGAGCCUGUGGCAGUCGAUGGUGGGCUGACGGAAAGUCAAGCACCACAAGAACCGGCACAGAGCCUUGAGCCAGGUGCGGUUGGAAGGAGUGUAUUAGCUAUAGCAACAACGACACCUGCUUUCAGGGCAAAGGUCGUGGUGACUCGAACAACAAGCACCAGACGUAUUAAGACGAUCAAGGGCACGUCGAAACGAGUGACCGUUGGAUCAGACUCGGUCCAAGAGGACGAGCCUUCGAGCUAG
Molecule: messenger RNA, 492 nt
Organism: Peronospora matthiolae
Lineage: Eukaryota; Oomycota; Peronosporomycetes; Peronosporales; Peronosporaceae
Source: the annotation of a GenBank genome assembly